AUGAUGGCCCAAAGCUUCCCGCACCAUGCGGGCAUCGCCCCAGGUCAUCCUGGAAUACCUCCGGGCCAUCCCAUGGGAAUGCAACAUCCUGGCGCUGGCCACAUGGGAGGUCAACCUGGACCCGGUAUGAUGCAGGCCAUGCAUCCAGGAGUGUCUGCUCCCCAAGUUACCCAGGGACCCAUGGUCACUGGGAUGCCACCGGGUGCUGGAACUCCUGCUCCAGGCCCCAUGCACAACGGUAUGGCCAUGGCCCAUAUGAAUCCUCAGCAGGCCUUAUUUCAGCAGCAUAACCCGCAGAUGAAUUAUGGCCAAGGGAUGAUGACACCGCAGCAACAGCAGUUCAUGGCUCGCCAGCGCAUGAUGCAGCAGAUGUCUCAGGCUCAAGCACAAGGCAUGCCCAUGGGAAUCCCAAAUGCGCCCGGCUUCAACCAGGCACAGCUGGCGCAAAUGAAGAUGGGCAUGGCGGGCAUGCACCCACAGAUGGGGAUGAAUCCCAACCAUCCUCAGAUGCAGCAGUUACAGCAACAUCAACACAAUCAGCAGCAGUUGAUGCGAGCUCAACAGGCUCAGGCUCAGGCGCAACAACAUGCAGCGCAGAUGGCAGCCGCUGCUCAGAACCAAAGGGCGGUAGCUCAACAAAUGCAAAUGUCACGGUCACAAGAACAGACUACUCAACCUCCACAGUCGCAGCCCACGCCAGCACCCCAAACACAACCUCCUCAGCAACCUCCCCCAACCUCACAACCCCAAGCUCAGCCCGCUCAACCCAAACCUCAACCACCACAGCCGCAACCUGUGAAUAACCAACCACAAAACCAACCGGUUAAUCAGCCAGUUAAGACUACAGAACCGGAAGAGGAGCCUCGUCUGAAGCAGCAGCAAGAAGUGGCCGCCAACAUGAUCAUGUCUGAAUUACCGAAACAGGACAUGAUUGGUGGUCAAUGCAUUUUAAAACUGAUCGAGUACCAGGACCUUCUCGCACACCCCGAACGGCCAAAUGAUUUGGACUACUGGGAGGCAUUGAUUACCAGAUUCUUUUCGCCGAUCGGGUCAUUGAGACAGCAAUUUUUCAACAACAAAUCCGGGGGCGACAAAUCCUUCCAGCUCCAGUUCCCCUCCCUUGCCCGCUACUACCAUUCAUACUUUGCGAGUGGGGUCAAGCAAAUCCUCCUACAGUCUUUUGAACAUACCCAAACCAAGACAGCGAACGGCGGCGUCCACAUUACUAGCAGCAGUGCGAGUCUGACCUAUGUUUUUGGCAACGAUAUUCGAGUGACAACCAAUGGACAGCUGCGUGUGCUUUUUGAUGAUGUUCAAACCAUUGAGCAUCUGAAUAUCAGCUCCACGGGGUGGCAAGAGUACAUUCCACGUAACGUGUUGUUACAGCCCAUGUCGCCAGAAAUGAAGCAGAGCCCCAAAAUCACAAAUAAGAACCUCAAACGGACACAAGGCAAGGCCAAUGUAUCAGGAGCAGGGCCAGUGAUACCUAGCUCAGGCGUUGGUGAAUGGGGUGUUCCCCAGCACAUCUCCCAAUUCUUAGAGAUUGCUGAGGUCAUGACCGCCAUGGGUCCACUCAUGGAGUAUUACCAGCAACAUCCUGGAAUCUCUCCGAAAGACACGCUGCUGCGAGUGACGCAGGAAAAUGCGCAAAACAUGGCCCAGGCGAACAACCAGCGAUUGAACCAGAUGGCGAGGGCCGCCAAUGGCCAGGUGAUAUUUCCCAAUCAAAUGAACCCUGGCAUGAACGGGCCCAACAUGAUGAACUCGCCUGCAAUGGGGCAUCUCAACGUUCCUCAAGCUCAAGGCUCACCAAUGAUGGGAGGUCCAGUGCAUACACCGAGUCCAGCCCAGAACCCCACCGCGGGAGGUGUAGCCAUGAUGCACCAGAUGAGUGCUCAGGGAUCAAAUCUCAGUGGGAGUCAGGGCCCAAGCACAAACACUAGCCCGAACGUUUCCAACAAGAGACGACGCGCAAGUGUGGUCAAGAUAGAAGAAGAAAAUGCUCAGGGAGAGGUGAAUGGAGCCAAUAAAGUCAAGCCAAGUCCAAAGCUCGGUGGCAAGCGGCAGAAGGGAUCUGCGUGA
Messenger RNA from Fonsecaea multimorphosa CBS 102226, 2082 nucleotides. RefSeq lists its product as uncharacterized. The transcript is spliced from 2 exons. NCBI's taxonomy places the organism in Eukaryota, Fungi, Ascomycota, Eurotiomycetes, Chaetothyriales, Herpotrichiellaceae. Gene Ontology annotation, cellular component: nucleus; transcription regulator complex. Gene Ontology annotation, biological process: negative regulation of transcription by RNA polymerase II; positive regulation of transcription by RNA polymerase II. The record is from RefSeq and is a predicted model, not a curated record. Bases 1 to 2082 code for a protein of 693 amino acids.